This is a messenger RNA of Vicia faba (fava bean), 894 nucleotides long. NCBI's taxonomy places the organism in Eukaryota, Viridiplantae, Streptophyta, Magnoliopsida, Fabales, Fabaceae. The record is from the annotation of a GenBank genome assembly.
AUGCUUUCACAUCCAAGCUCUCUUCACAAGAUAAUAUUCCCUUUUGCAUCAAUUUUGCAAAUAAGGAUAAAAGGGAUUGAUUGGAAGACAGAAAUAGAGAUUCAGGAUCUUGGUAGCAUCACUAAAACAUUGAGCUUUACAAUUAUCUUUAAAGAGCGAACAUCCAUUACCAUUACCAUUGGCCUUUCUUUGCUUGAAGAUUUGUACACUUCAUUGGAAGAUUUUCUGAAUAUGAGAUCAACACAAAAGGUCAUUUCUCACCAUCAAGGUGAGAAUUUUGUGGAAGAGUUGUUGGAUGGCUCAGUGAAAAUUUUGGAUAUUUGUGGUAUCACAAGAGACACCAUGUUAGAAAUUAAAGAAAAUGUUGAAGCACUUCACUCUUCUCUUAGAAGAAGAAUUGGAGUUUCAAGCAUUGAAACAAGUGUAGCCGAAUAUAACUAUUUCUCAAAGAAGAUGAAGAAAAAUGUCACAAAGUUGAUUACAUCUCUAAAACACGUGGAGAGUAAAUUUGGAGCUUCCUCACUUUUGAACGAAGAUCAAGAAGUUGUUUCUGUGAUAAGAGUUCUUAGAGAGGUUAUAGUAAUGAACAUGUCUAUCUUUCAAUCCAUUUUGUCUUUCUUGGCUUCCAAGUCAAAAGCAACCAAAUGGUUGAAAAUGGAAAAGUUGAUGCACAAGAGGACAAAAUCAUGUGAGGAGAAUUUAAAUGAAUUGCAGCGUGUGGAUGCAUCCUUGAGAACCCUUUUACGCGAAGGUUCUGAUGUUGCCAACAUCCAGAUUGCACAUGAAAGUUUUGAAACUUUGGAGAGUGCAAUUGAAGGGAUAGAGAAAGGUUUGGAAAGUGUAUUUAGGCGUUUGAUUAAAACUAGAGUAUGUAUUUUGAACAUGACUCAAUAG